Molecule: messenger RNA, 1038 nt
Organism: Microplitis mediator
Lineage: Eukaryota; Metazoa; Arthropoda; Insecta; Hymenoptera; Braconidae
Exons: 5
Coding region: 355-975 (206 amino acids)
Source: RefSeq, a predicted model, not a curated record
UGGCUCGAUAUCGCUGGCUAGUUACUGGUUUGAAAUUGAGUUAAAACUUAAUUAUUUCUAUUAGGGCAUGCCGCCUAUAUACUCGAGAACCAUCGUGAACAGACAAGAGCGUUAAGAGAAGCAAAGAAAACUCGGGAUCAUACUGGUAAUGAUUGCACAUGUGUGUGCGAACGUACGCAUAAUGCUGAGGUUGAUCAUCGUGGUGAAUUAGUUGAUUCCAUUUGUUAUGAUCCAGUUUCAGUGGAUGAUGGAUAUGUUGCAACUGGCGUGCGAUUUAAAAGACAUCGCAACAUAAUUUACCUUGAACUUCAACAAGGUUUACUAGCAGGAGGACAAAUUGAUCCUAACACUUUAAUGUGGAAAAUUUCUGAGAAUUGUAAUUCAGCAAAGAAGGUUGUUCAAGAGUGGAGAAGUAAUAACACUCACGUUGGUCUAGAAAUCAUGUUAGUAGAUAUGACAUUACCAGAGAAUACAGUCGUAACAGGUGUUACAUUUGGUAAAUCAUUGCGCGGACGUUAUCUUAAUGAUGAUUACGAGCUCGAUGAUAAUGUAGAUGAAAUUGUUAAGGAUAUUCAAUGUCCUAAUAAUAGUAAUGUAACGAGUCCCAAAAACUGGGGGACGUGGGCUAAAAUGUAUGGAGCUGUAUCUGAUAUACUCCUCGGACCUAAAAGAGACCGGGACAUGAGGGCCGCCUUAAGCCGUGUCCCUGACUUAGUGAAAAAUUGUGGAAGUUCUUUGUUACCUACGUCUUUGAUAGGAACGAAUACCGAACUCAGUAAAUCAUGCGAAAAUAAAAUCAGAUUUUGUGCAUCUGAUGAGGGUACUACUGGUUUUUUUCAACAUACUGUUCCGUAUAUCGAUUUACAAGAAAUCGUUACCGAUCAAAACGCACCUGAACCUCUUCGCGGAAUUGGUUGGUAUUAUCGCGGUCAUCCUGGCUAUGGAGGAUACUUGGCUCUUAAGAUUUUUAAAUAAUUGUAAUUUUCGGCAAAAAAAAAAUAUGUCUCCACUUAAAAACAGUAAAAUAAAUAAAUUUGA